Penaeus vannamei (Pacific white shrimp) is the source of this 4786-nucleotide messenger RNA. The record is from RefSeq and is a predicted model, not a curated record. Lineage: Eukaryota; Metazoa; Arthropoda; Malacostraca; Decapoda; Penaeidae.
GCCGUCAAAGGGAGAAGACUUGUUGCUCGUCGCUUCUCCUCGACCUCCCGCAGUAUGGCUACUGUCGAGUCGCAUUGGGAGGAGUUCUAUUUAGGAUCACGGAGAUUCCAAUUCAUCGCCGAUGGACUGGGAAUGCCCAUUGAUCAGGUCAACUUUGUGUUUGGCCAACUGAUGGCCCUAUUGCUGGCCUACAUAUUCAGAGUGUAUCUCCAUCCGUCUCAUGUAUCGGCCACAACUCGUCACUGGGGCUCUCUCCUCGCUGGGCUGGGCAUCUCCUACUUCUGUUUUGGGAAACAGGUGUUGCUGGCCUUGGCUCUAGUGGUUGGGUGUUAUCUGUUGAUGCUUCUGCUCCCAAUAACGCUGCUUCAUCAUGUGACUCUUGCUGCAUCCAUUACCUUCCUCUCUGUGAUGCACAUACAACGACAGCUGUAUGAAGAUGGGGUCUUUGUUAUUGAUGUGACAGGUCCCAUGAUGAUCAUGGUGCAGAAGGCAACAUCGCUGGCAUACAGCUUGCAUGACGGAUUGUCAGGGCUGAAAGAUGAAGAGCUCACCCCCCUGCAGAAGGAGAUGGUGGUCAGGAAGAAGCCAACAGCUUUGGAGUAUUUUGGAUAUAUGCUCAACUUCCAUUCCGUCCUUGCUGGGCCUUACUUCAUGUUUGCUGACUACCAGGACUUUGUUGAGGGGACCCACUAUGCCAAGAGAGCUCUACAGACUCCUGUGCCUGCGAGCUCUCUGGACAGCAACAGGAACAAGAGUCCCUCAGAAAGCAAGCUCACUGACUCUAAGCUCCGCACCAGGCUUGAAGAUGAGCCUAAUCCCGUGCCAGUUGCCAUGUACAAGGCUCUGGUGUCAGCAGGCAAUGCCUUUGUUACUGUAUAUUUGCUGCCGAAAUUUCCCAUUUCCUUUAUUACAGAUCCCAAGUUCUUCCAGUUGAGCUUCCUCUCAAAGACAUUUUACAUUGUGGCUGUGACCUCUCUCACACGUCAUGUCUAUUACACGGGCUGGAUGUUGGGAGACAGUAUCUGCAAUAUGUCUGGCAUGGGAUUCAACGGUUACAAUGCAGAUGGAACAGCAAAAUGGAACCUCGUCUCCAAUGUGGAUAUUCUUGGGGUUGAGUUUGGCCUGAGUCUGCGGGACACUUUGGAAGCCUGGAACAGCGGAACCAUGAAGUGGCUGCGCUUCAUGGUGUAUGAGAGGGCACCUACUCAGAAGACACUAUUCACGUACAUGCUGUCCUCCAUCUGGCAUGGCUUCUAUCCAGGGUAUUACAUCACAUUUGUCAGCGGUGCCUUCUUUACAAUUGCAGCAAGAAAUGUGAGGCGUUCGGUGCGACCCCACAUUGUGUCAAAAGGACCCAUGGCACAGAAGCUCUAUGAUGUUUUUACAUGUGUAGUGACUAGAUUCUGCUUAGCUUACUUCACUUUCCCGUUCAUCCUACUAAGAUUUUGGGGCAGCAUUGCAGUCUACAGGGACAUGCUAUUCUUCCAGUUUGUUCUGGGAGCCCUUGCAAUUAUUCUGUUGCCUGUUGUCUUACCUCCCAAAUCACGAAGCUCCAAGAAUACCAAAGAGCACCUCAAGUCUCAGUAAAUGGCAACAUUAAACCACCUCCUUUGCUGCCAAAAGCAAAGGAGAAACUAAAAGAACAAAGUUUUUCAGCCAUUUUGAAAUACAAGGCACAUAUGACAACCAAAUUAAAAGCCUUAUUUAGAACACACUCACAGAUGCCAAAAUAUAUGUUGCUGUAGUCUUAGUGUCUGUGUAGUAGAGUCAUUGGUUAGGUCUCUUCAUUUGCUCUCACAAGUGUCUUGUCAAUAAUCAUGCCCUAAUUAUAAAGUCACUUGUGAGAUUAAUGUUCUUUUUUUUUUAAUCAGACUUGAUAUUGCUGCAAUGCCUGUAUGAAAUAUGAUAUUAACAAUGGAAUGGCAGUGGUUAGUUUAGCUUUUGCACAAAUAAACAUGACAAUAUUGUAAUAUUUUUUUUUAUGUGAUUGGUUUUGUAUUGGAACUUUUUAGUGUUUUAUACUUAUCCAGUUUGUAUAUUUGUUUUCAUUGGUGUAUUAGUAUGUGUUUUUCUACAUCAUACUUUUUGGCAGUUCAACAACUAUUCCUCAGUGUUUGUUCAAAGUUGUAUUAAGGUCAGAGUGACGUUUUGCCAUUUUUUGGUAAUGGGUUUUAAUUUUACUAAGGCCAUUGGGUCUCACAUGGUCAUUAUAAUUAGUUUAUUAAAAGUAUUUUUUGGAUCUGUGCGUGUGCAUGCAAGCUUGUAGAUUUUAUUCUGUCUUUAAAAUGGAAUUAUUUUUUAUGCUGUAAGAUUUUACUGAAGCUGUUUAGGGAGAGAUUUUGUUGAUUUUCAAGAGAACUACAUCCUCUUCAUUGGCAACAGAUCUCGGUAAUCUACUAUUUCAUUAGUCUUUAUUUUCAGGCUGACUUUUUCAGUGCUAAUGUAAAGGAAAACCUUGUUAUUUGAGGAGUGUAUGGGCCCUCUUUUUUUUUUUUUUAAAGCUUAUAUGUAUAGGCAGCUUUCUUUUGAGUGAACAUUGUCAUUCUACAAAUCUCUAAUAAUUUGUCGCAACUUCCUUUUUUGUAAGUUAGAAGUUCUUUAGGCUAUCAAAUACUAUUUCCAGCUUAUGGAAAGUAUUAUUUUAAAUUAAUUUUUGUACUAGGAAUUUCAACAGAUUCACUUUUGGGGUUAAAGUUCAGUCAGAUUUAUGUAGUGUAAUUAUAUACAUUUUUGGAUGUAAAUGUAGUAAGACUCAAGAUGUAAAAAGAGUCGCAUUAUGUUAAAUAUGAAAGCUUUUUUUCUAACAUUGUCUUUUCAUUAACAUGCAGAGGACUAAUAUUGGCAUGAUAAUGAUAAUAGCGCUUUAAAGACUAUGGAGCCAUUUCUUAAAUCAGUAAGUAGAAGUUACCAGUUAUGUAAUUAUGCAGUGGAUGGACUUACUUGCUUAGUAGCUUAAGAACUAGCACAAUAUUUAGAAGUUGAAAUAUAUUUUUUCUACUUCAUUCAUCAUUGUGGUUUUAAAUGUAUUUUUUGUAUUUUUUUAUUUAUUUAUUUAUUUUUUUCCCCCUUCCCCCUUUAUUACUCUAAAUCCUGUGUGAAAGCUAAUGAAUGUUGUUAGUACAAAUAGCACUGGUAAUGCCAUUUGUUUUGCGAAUUUGUAUUUGAUAUUUGUUUUGAGAAGACAACUCCCUCUUUGGUGAAAGACAGAAACAAAAUUAAUCAAACUGAAAAUGACAGAGAAAUGAGAGGUUGUGAUUUGUUUCAGUGUUUGUUUGUCUAUGGUGUAGGAAAAUUGUUAAGUUAGUUGUAAAAAAUAUAUAUAUAACUGGAACUAUGAAAUAUUUUGAACUUUUGUAAACAAUACGUGGUUUGUGUAAAUCAAAAGCAUAAACUAAAGCCUUCAAAUGUUUGACAUGAGUCAUUAUUGUUUGGGAUCGAAAAGAAAUAUAUACAGAUUUUUUAUUUUUUGGAAUGUAACAUUAAUGGUGCUAAUAUUCAUCAACGAACAAAAGUGGAUUGAAAAUAAUCAGUGAGGUUAGGUGUUUAUUUUUACCCAUGUAAACAAAGUUUAGGAUGCGAAUAUCCAUGUUCAGGAACCCCCCAUGAAAUAUGGCUUGAAUCUUGUCUCUGAAUUUAUCAAAGAAAUAAUAAAUAAAUGAAUGAAUAAAUGAAUAGAUAAUCAAAUAAAAUGUAUGACUUGUGUGGCCUUGCAAUGACCAUGGGGAACUGAACAUGGUCUAGAUAACAAGCGAGUGGCAGGAAAGUGAGAUCUGCUGGUUUUGCAAGCAUUCUCGUUCUUAAAUAAUUUGAAAGGAAGCUUCAGAACUGUUUAUUAAAGUAGAGUUUAUAAAAUACUUUGAGCUUGCUUGUUAAGACUGAUAAUUUUGGAUCAAACUUUUCUUUAUGAGAUGUGGAGUAAUGUUUGAAAUAUGAAUUUAAGGACUUUUUUCUUCCUUUUCAGUUUAAAAUCAUUGCCUUUACAAGUUAUUAGGAUUCAUAGAAACUUUUGUACAUAUUAAACCAAAUGUAUUAUUUAAAAGGAUUUGAAUUUUCCUAAAAUCAGAGCAUUAAUUCAGCCAGGUCUCCUUGUUAUAGUUCUGAUAUAGGUUUGUGCUUUCUGAUGAUGGAAUAAAAAAUGCUAUAUUCUAUAAUUGAUUUGAUAUGUUACAGACUGACAAUCAAAUUAGAAACAAAUUUAACUGUUUGAUGAAGCUGUGAUUGUGUGGUGUGUUGAUAUCACAUUUCAUUUUCUUGAAAGAAUCUUCAAUGCAGUAAAUGUGUUAGAGUUUUACCUAAUCCAGCAUUAACAUUGUACACAUCUGUGUAUCCCAUAAUUGUUGCUUAUUACUAUUAUUUCUUGUUUAUGCCUUUUUACUCUAUACACCAAUGUUUAAUAAUAAUUCCCUUGGUUAUGGUGUGCGACUUCACUGUAGAAUCCUUUUGGAACCGUCAUCGCUAAGAUGUUUAAAUGUGAUUCUUUCCUACUGGUAUUUUUUACUAUUAUUUUUAAAAUUUUUGCUUUCCCUCUCAUUCAGAUCCUCUCCCUCCUCUUUCUGUCUUUAUUGUUUCUUUUCUUGAUUCCCACUACCAGUUGUAGUAUUCAGAAUUAAUUUUUAAUUUUUUUUCAUAAUGUUAUUUAUGUUUUUUAUUUAGCUCAAGACAGGAGCAUGUCCAAAACAUUUUAAAAAUCAAAAUGAAAGAAAAUAGGGAACACAUACUCAUCAUUGUCCCUAUAAAGAGAUUCUCUAGCCUAUUGGACUGAAAAUAAAAUAAAGCAAUGUAAAAA